Molecule: messenger RNA, 2625 nt
Organism: Emiliania huxleyi CCMP1516
Lineage: Eukaryota; Haptophyta; Isochrysidales; Noelaerhabdaceae
Exons: 21
Source: RefSeq, a predicted model, not a curated record
CAGCGCGUCUCGCAAGCUGUGGCUCGCUCUUCGGCCACCCUCCGGGCGAAAACCAAGCGGUCCAGUCUCGGGCUUGAGGAUGUCAAGCGCAGCAGUGGCAAGCGUUCCGGUACAGCUCGAACUCGGACGACCUCGCCUACAGCCGCGAGACGGGUGCAGCGGCCCGGCGGCGGAGGGCAGACGCCAGAUUGGCAAGCAGGCCGACCGCACGGCGCCGUUCUGGGUCGACUUGCCCGCCUUCCGCCAGCUGCAGGCCCUGUCCGAAUGCCCGGCGGUGGUCACGUUUGAGCAGGGCCACCAGUCGCUCCCCGACCGCGUCUACACGGUGCUCGCGCGGCUGGCGGAGCACCAGCCGACCGUGAUGAUUGUCCGCGUCGACUGCUCGACUGCUCCGAGCGGGCGGUUCGACAGCCGCACCGCCAACGAGCUCUGCACCCGGAACCGGAGCGCGGCCGUCCCGCGCCCGCUCGCUCCCGCAGGGCUGGCAGCAGCUCGGAAUGUGUCGCGGCCGCAGGCGACAAGGAGCGCGUCAAGGAGCAGCACCGCUUCUGCCGCGACGCCGUCCUCUCCGCGCGCGCCCGCACCAAGGCGGCGCUGGAGCGGCAGCAGCGCCGGUUUCAAGACAAGAGCGGACGCAUCUGCUUGCGCAAGAACGAGACGCUGCGCAAGUUGGGCAAGCUGCUCACCGAGGAGGCGGUGCCGGUGACCGAGCGGGCGGGGCGCGGCCGCGGCGAGUGGAUCUUCGUGGCGCACCACAAGAGCGGCACGACCGUGGGCAAGGUGCUCGCCGACGCCCUCUGCGCAGCGUCCGGCCGGCGGACCCACAAGUAUACCUUCCGCGAGCAGCCGGUGGAGACGUCCCCGCCCGGCGGCGCGCUGUGCCACUUUCUGAUCAAAAUCUAUUCGGAGGACGUCGACAUGUGGAUGGCGCGGCUGGCACGCUCGCCGCACAACCGGCUCGUCCACUUUGUGCGGGAUCCGCACGAGAUGGCCGCGUCCGGCUACCUCUUCCACCGGCGCGGCUCCGAGCUCGAGUGGACAAACUCGACGCAGUGCUCGCGCGACCUGUGCACGCUCAAGGAGGCGUAUGGCGCGAACGGCACAAAGUGGUCGGCGGACGUUAUGUUCGGGGAGAUGUCGGCGCAGCCGUGGCUGCGCGAGUACGGCUGCACGCACCUCGCGGGCGAGGGCGAGCUGCCGCACGAGACGUACUACACCUGCCUCAACGCGCUGUCGGCGGCGGCGGGCCUGCGGGCAGAGGCGCGCCGCGCGUACCCGACGAUGCGGGCGAUGCUCGACCUGGACGAGUCCUUUCGCGCCCACCCGCGAGUGUACCAGCUCCACCUGCACGGCCUCCUCCCCGCCGCCUUCAACUCCACCGUGCCGCGGCUGCUGCGCUGGCUCGGCGCCGCAAACAGCUCGGCGCCGCCCCAGCGCGCCGGCCGCCUCCUCCGCGCCGCGCGGCGCAAGAACGGGCGACGGAACCGGACGCACGACGCGCACAUCGACCGGCUCACGCGGAUCGGGUACCGCGCCACGUUCACCUCGCGGACGGCGCUCGCGAUCCGCACCGGCUCCAAGAGCCUGAGCGGGGGCGACAAGCGAGCGCUGGCGGCGUGGAAGGAGGCGGGCGGCACUCCCUUCUUGCGCGAGCUCCUCAUGCGGUCCUCCUGGGGCGCCGACCGCUCGCGGCAGCGCCUCUUCGCGCCCGGGCACCGGAAGCUGCACUUCGAGCGCGGGCGGCGCGGGAUCCUCACGUGCUCCGCCCCGCGGCUGCUCAACGCCUUCGUCAACGACGGCAUCCUCCUCUUCCGCGACCGGAUGCGGAUGCAGAUCCCCGGCAAGCCCGACGCGUCGCGCUUCCUGCGGCAGCUCGUCCGCCGCCGCCUCGCGUCGCCAGAGUUCCUGCGGUCGGUGGGCGGGCAGUACGCGCGCCAGAGGCUCCCGUGGCCGUGGCAGCCGUCGGCCGAGCUGCUCGCGUCGCCGAUGCUCUCGGGCGACUCGAACCACGCGACCGACUCGUCCGUCCUUCUCGCGAUCGACUCGUCCGUCCUUCUCCUCGGCAAGUCGCGCGCGCCGCAGGUCAUCGCGACGCUCUACACGCUGCACGAGCGGUACCGGCACGAGCUGUACCGGCACGAGCUGUACGCCAACCUGCACGGCGACAAGGAGACGUACUGGCUGGCGUGCGAGCUGGUGGGCGGCCUCUCGUGCGGCGUGUCGCCGUACGCGGCGGGCGAGAUGGGGCAGCUCAAGCAAGACUACGGCCCAAAGGACCCGGGCUGCGUGGUGGGCAACCUGAUGCAGUUCCACCCCGACAACCCAAAGCCGCACGCCUCGUGGCUCUACACGCACGUGUCGACCCCCCAGAAGUACGUGGCGCUGGCCAAGAGCCUCUCGUCGUCGCACGACGGAUACCGCAACCUCGCCGGCAACCGCUUCACCCUCGCCAUCGAGCCGCACCCGUCGCUCCACGUGGACUUGCAGGGCGCCGCCGCCGCCAGCUGGUUCCGCGUGGCCGGCGCCUCCGUCAUCGCGCUGCUCGCGUGCACUGUCGGCGCCCUCGCGGCGACCGUGGUCCUGUCCCGCGGGUCGGGGCCUGCGGCGCGGCCCCUGCUGGCCUAG